UAGGCUGGCGCUCUUCGGGGCGUGGUCAACGCCGCCAUUUGCGGGCCACUACCAGCUAGUGGCCGCGGGGCCGCCUCGUCCCGCCCCCUUCCUGCCUGGGACCGGCCCUCAAAUCGACUGCUCGCCGCCGCAGCGAGGGAAGAGGGUGCGGCCGCCGCGGCGGGGACUGAGGCACAGACUGACCCGGCGUGGACCGCGGAGAUGCUGGGCGUGGCGGCCGGAAUGACCAACAGCAACAUGGCCAAUGCCUUGGCCAGUGCCACGUGUGAGCGCUGCAAGGGAGGCUUUGCGCCUGCUGAGAAGAUCGUGAACAGUAAUGGUGAGCUGUACCACGAACAGUGCUUCGUAUGUGCUCAGUGCUUCCAGCAGUUCCCAGAAGGACUCUUUUAUGAGGAAGGCUGGGACUGAGAAGUGAAGACUGAAGAGAGGAAACUCCAAAGCCAGCCUCUCUGCUUAUCUACUGACCCACUUGUCUCAGAGCAAUUCAUGACAGAUGUAUAAAUCACCAAGUGACUGUCCAGCAUCUGCAUUUCUGAAAUGAGACCAUCAGCUAAGUUCCCGAUUAUUGGCUCUAAAGCAACAGUUAUUAAGCCUCCUCCCUCACCCCUCUGAUAAGAAUAUUUACAGAACUCCAAAACCUACACAGAAAGAAGCAGGGCUGUUGCCAUGGGGCUCAUCUUCUCCCACACCACACUAUCUCCUGGGACAUAAUGUUUCUUGCUUAUUGUAUUUGUGGUGAUAAUCAAUGAGAAGCAUCGCCUAUAGGCUCCUUCAUCUGAACAUUUGGUUCCCCGCUGGUGGCUGUUUGGAAAGGUUGUGGAACCUUGAGGGAGGAAGUAUGUCACUGGAAGUGGGCUUGAGGAUUUAUUGACUCACCCCACUUCCUGCUUUCUUUCUUUGCUUCCUGUCUGUGAAUAAAAAUGUGAUCAGCCAGCUUCCUGCUCCUGCCACUAGGGCACGCCUUCCCUGCUAUGAUGAACUCUGUCCUUCUGGAACUGAAGCCAAAAUAAACCCUUUCUUCCUUGAGUUGCUUUUAGUCAGAGUUUCAUCACAGCAACAGAAAGUAACUAAUACAGUAUUCCUUGUUUUAAAUUGGCUUGGGGGUUUAAUGUAAUUAUCUAAACUAUAGUGUUUAUGGAAAUUUGAUUCUUCAAAAGUUAUAGUUUCUGGUUUGUUCUUCAUUUUAUAUCCCAAACUUUUCUGGGUUAAUUUAUGGGAUUCCCCAGACUCUGGUUUUUUGAGACAGGGUUUCUCUGUGUAGCCCUGGCUGUCCUGGAACUCACUCUGUAGAUCAGGCUGGCCUCGAACUCAGAAAUCCUCCUGCCUCUGCCUCCCAAGUGCUGGGAUUAAAGGUGUGCGCCACCACUGCCCAGCUGAUCCCCAGACUCUUAAUUAUUUUAUGCUCAUAGUCUCUACAGUGUGUGGAAAAGAAGCAGCUUGUUAUAGCAAAAUCUCUUGGAAUAGGAAUGGUAGUCCUAAUACUGGAUCUUGUAUCACAGAGGAGCACAGGAUCUAGAAUGCAGGUUAUUGCAAUGGAAUCAGUUCCUGAAUACUUGGACUCUGUUUCCUGAGUCAGUCUGUCUGUCUGUCUGCCUGCCUGCUUCCCCCCCCCACCCCCUUUCUAAGAAGAGAUCCAUGCCAGGCAGUGAAUCUCUUCUGCCUCCAUGGGCACCAGGCAUGCAAGUGGUGCAGACAUAUAGACAAGCAAAAAACCCAUACACAAUAAUUUUUAAAAAUUAUUCUAGAAUAUGUACUUCUUGUAAAUAUUUAAGUUUACAGUGAAAAAUUUUAAAUACUGGCCUAAAAUAAUGCAAGAAGGAGCUUUACAUAUAUGCAGAUUAUCUUAGUUGAGAGUUCUGUAUCUUUCGUUAAAUUUAUAAAAGUAAAUGAGACUGGAGAGCUGAUUCGGUGGUUAAGGGCUGCUUCUGCAAAGGAUCCAGACUCAAUUCUGAACACCUAGAUAGUAACUAACAACCAUCUAGAGUCCAGUUCUAGUGGGUCUGAUGCUCGCUUCUGCCUCUCAUGGACACCAGACACACACAGUGCACAGACAUGUGUGCAGACAAAACACCCAUAUAUAUAAAAUAAUAAUAAUCCUUAAAGUUAAAAUAUGUACAUCAAAAAUAAGCAGUCAGAGGUGAGACCAGCUGUUCACUGUGUCCUCGCCUUGUAUAGUUUCUGUAUGUGGGGGUGGUGUGCCUGUGUGCAUGCACAUAUGUACCCAUACAUGUGCAAGUUGAGGUUGUUUUCUUUGAUUGUUCUCCACUUUUAUAUUUUGAGAUACUGUUUCUCACUGAACCUGAAGUUAGUUCAUCAGUUGGCUAGGCUUUCUGACCAAUGAAUCUUGUCCAUCUGUCACUCUGCCACCUUCCCCAGGCCAGGGUUAUAAGAACACAUAUCUAUGUAUAUGGAUUGUGUUUUGUUUUGUUUUUUAAUGUUGGUUUAGAGUACCUCGUGUUUGUACAGUUUAUUCCCUGUACCAACAUAGAGGAAUAUGGAAAGUCCCAAAGUUAGCUGGGGAGGUGACGCACAGCUUUAACCCCAGCACUCAUAACGCAAAGGCAAAGGCAGGCAGAUUUCUGUGAGUUCAAGGACAACCUAGUCUACAGCACAAGUUCCAGGACAGACAGCUAGGGCUACAAAGUGAGACUGUGUCUCCAAAAAUAAAUAAAUAAAACCCCCUUUGGUAAGGACUGGAGGAGUUGAUUGGCAGAGAACACUUUUCUAACAUUCACAAAGAUUUGGGUUCACCACACACACAUACACACACACACACACACACACACACACUAAAACAACAGCAAAAGCCACUUUGUCUUUUCAUGAAAUAAUCUCUUUCUAUGCUUGUUUCACAUAUAUAUGAAAGCUGAUGGCCUUCAUGGUUUUUCUUUCAGUUUGAAGGAAGGAAGUACUGUGAGCAUGAUUUCCAAAUGCUCUUUGCUCCCUGCUGCCACCAAUGUGGUGAAUUCAUCAUUGGCAGGGUUAUCAAAGCCAUGAACAACAGCUGGCAUCCUGAGUGCUUCCGAUGUGACCUCUGCCAGGAAGUGCUGGCAGACAUAGGGUUUGUCAAGAAUGCUGGCAGACACCUAUGUCGCCCAUGUCAUAAUCGUGAAAAAGCCAGAGGCCUUGGAAAAUACAUCUGCCAGAAAUGCCAUGCCAUCAUUGAUGAACAGCCUCUGAUCUUCAAGAACGACCCUUACCAUCCAGACCACUUCAACUGUGCCAACUGCGGGAAGGAGCUAACUGCUGAUGCUCGGGAGCUGAAAGGGGAGCUAUACUGUCUGCCAUGCCAUGAUAAGAUGGGGGUCCCUAUCUGUGGCGCCUGCAGGAGGCCCAUUGAAGGGCGAGUAGUGAAUGCCAUGGGCAAGCAAUGGCAUGUGGAGCAUUUUGUUUGUGCCAAAUGUGAAAAACCAUUUCUUGGGCAUCGCCAUUAUGAGAGGAAGGGCUUGGCCUACUGUGAAACUCACUAUAAUCAGCUGUUUGGUGAUGUUUGUUUCCAUUGCAACCGUGUCAUAGAAGGUGAUGUGGUCUCUGCUCUCAACAAGGCCUGGUGUGUGAGCUGCUUUGCCUGCUCCACCUGCAAUACCAAACUCACACUCAAGAAUAAAUUUGUGGAAUUUGACAUGAAGCCAGUCUGUAAGAAGUGCUACGAGAAAUUUCCUUUGGAGCUGAAGAAAAGACUUAAGAAACUAUCUGAGACCUUAGGAAGGAAAUAACUUUUGGUGUCUUUUUUCUCUCUCUUCUAAUCAAUGUUACUUAACCUGAUCUACCCUUGCUUAAAACUAUGUCAGAGCAUUAGAAUGGUUUUCUUCAUUUCCCUUUUCUCAUUUAAAAACGAAAGAAAAUGUUUAUUUCUAUGUAAAACACAGAUGAAAUCAGGACUUUCAUUUCUUUAGCCAUAUUAGUCUGUAGGCAUUAAAAGUAUAUAACCAAAAACAAAAACAAACAAAAAAAAAAGGUUAAAGGGUAGUUUUAAUUAAGCCAUCCAAAAUAUAAAUUUAACUUCAGAGUUAAACACCCUGCUCUAUGGACCAACCAAAGCACUUGCUGCCAGCCUAGUACUAAGUUGAAUCCUUAAGAGAGUAUCUGAGACAGUGUCCACAUGGGUCAUGUGGAGCAAGAACUUACUCCCACAAGUUGUUCUCUAACCUCCACAGAUGGCCAUGGUGCAUAUGCGCCAACACACAGUUAAUAAACAUAAUAGACAACCACUGUUAUAAAGAGUCAGCUUUCACGGGACUCACAUAAGCUUUGCUUCCCUGAUCGCAUAAGAAAAUCAUUUCCCAUUCAUAUACUGGGAACUGUAUGGGAAGAUAAGUGCCCAAACAGUUCCUAUGUUGUCAUGUGCUUAUCCAGUUAGCAUUGUAAAAGGAACAUGCAUAUUACUAAGAAGCAAAAACAUUUCAGGAUGACUGAUUUCUUUUUUUAUUAAAUCACUAAGCUUAGUUUUCUAUUUUGUUCUCCUUAUAAAUUUUUCCUUCAUAAAAUUACUUAACAUACUUGUAACUACUAAUGCAUCUUUUACAUUUUUAAGCAAAACAAAACAAAAAUUUGCCAGUUAUCUGGAAAAUAUUGCAUACAUUGUGAUGUUGGGGAAAUGAAGCAUUUUAAAACUAUAUUACACAUAAAAUGCAUAGUAUUCAAAUGGGACAUGAAAUGCACUAUAAUGCAGCUUCGAAUGUAUGGCUUUCAAAAGUGAGCGUGAGCCAGGUGUGGUGGCACUAGGCUUCAAUCCCAGCUCUCUGCAGGCAGAUCUCUGUGAGUCCUAGGCCACCCAGGGCUGCAUAUUAAAACCUUGUUUCAGAAAGAAUGACUGUAUCUCGUAUUAUCUUUGUGCUAAUAUCUAUACUUCAUACAUAAUCUAACUUGCCUUGCCUUAGAAAACUGCAUCCUAUAUCAGGAAUUCUAGAUAUUUCUUAUAAUAUCAAAAUGAGUAUUUUGAUUGAGAUUCAUAAAUUUAGAAUCAUUCACCACUGAUACAUACUUUAAAAAUUCUUUUCUCAGGAAGCCAGUGAAAGUUAAUUCCUGUCCUCUUAUUAGAACUAUGCUGAUAUACUAAAACAUUUUAAUGAAGGCUUUUUUAUUUCAAAUGUCAUAACUGGGUUUUGUUUACUAUAAAGCAGUAAAGCAGUAUAAAUGAUACCUUUAGACUGAAAGAGGGUGGUAAGAGUAUCAACUCUAAGGAAAAAUUGGGGAGUUCUACUUUAUAAAACUGUUUAUCCUGAAAUGUCUGGGCCAUUCUGUUUGUAUGAACUCAAUAUGCAAGAGUAUGAACAUUUUUUAAAUUUUUCUGCUGCUAACAUGUUACCUUCUUUUUCAGUUGCCAAGAUAUAUUUUGCAAAUACUGCUGAAUAUAAUGACUCACAUUGUAGUCUCAGCAUUUGGGAGGCUGAGGCAGAAAGAUUACCAGGAGUUGGAGACAAAUCCUAGGUUACAGUGUGAGAUACUAUCCCCCAAAACAUCCCCACAAACAAAAACACUAGUGUAUUGUUUUGCCGUAAAGAAUAUCUCUGGGGCCUAGGAAAACGUUCAGUCAGUAAUGGACUCACACCAGCCUUAGGACCUGAGUUUAAACUUGGAGGGAGCAGAUCCCUGGAUUUUACGAGGUAGCCAAACUCAGCCUAACUAGUGAGCCCCAGAUCCAAGGGGGAAAUCCUGUAUUCCAAAAAGCAAGGUGGAUGCCUCCUGAGGAAGGGCCGCCUAGACUGAUCCCUAGCCUCCACAUCCACACACACACAUGCACACAUUCAGAAAUAUGGAUGUGUACACACAAAAAGGAUAUCUCAGGAUGCUGUUACUCUGCCAUUAAAAGUUUAUAAUCAUGAAUUUUUAAAAUACUUGAUUAUGCACAUUAUGGAAUACAUUUCUGUUUCCAGAUAACUAACUUGUAACCAAUCAUUUUAUUUCCUAAUAUCCUUUUCAUAUUAAGAGAAUUAUAUGUGACUAAAAAUAUACAUGAUUUGUGUUUGUUAAGCAUUUUAAAUUUGUCUUUGCUUUUGACAAUAAGAACCAAAAUUUCUUCCGUGUGCCUUUGUCAGCUAAGAAUGACUAGCAGUGGCUACCUUAGAAGUAUUUAUGAACUAUUGUACAUGCGUUUAGGCAGAUAGAACUUGUAGUCUAGCGUCUUGAUGUAACUUACAUACCUCACUGGAAGUAUGGAGCAGAAAAGCACUCAUUCCCGUGCUUUCCCCAUCCCUUUCGAGGUGUGUGGCCUUGCCUGACUGCCUUUGCUUACGUGACAUCGCUUAAGCCAGAGUCCCCACUGCUGUCUUUGCUCACUUCUCUUCAGACAGGAAUAUUCCAGUAAGUUUGAUCUCAUAAUUAUGUGGUAAUUCAUCUAGAGAUGGUGCUUUUCACUGUGGGGUAAAUCAUUAGAGCCCUUAGUGUGGAAGAUGGAGGUCUAAAUGGGGCCAAGACAGAGACUUCAUCUACUUCCUAUUAGUUGUGGGGUUUCACUGGCUGCUGGCAUUUGUCAGUGAACAUCUGUUUGAAUUUCUGAGAACAAUCUGAAAUAAUUCAUUGUGCUUAUGAAAUUUCUAAGUGCCCUUUUUGUCCUUAUCCUAAUAUAACAUGGAAAAUGGAUACACAAAAAAGAUUUUUUGUGUCAUGUUCAAAGCCUUAUUAUAACACUUUGCCUGAAAUAGGUCAUUUUGCCUCAUCCAUUUGCCAAAUUAGCCAAUUUCAAGUUAGGGAAACUUUGAUGUAGGCUGACAAUAUCCUUGUAUUUUAUUUUAGAUUGUAAGCUUAAUGGCAAGAAAUUAUAUCAAUAAUUGUGCUUUUUAUGUAGCAACCAUUGCUGUGUACUUUUGGUGCUUAAUAAAUAUUCAUAAUUAUUCA
Molecule: messenger RNA, 6837 nt
Organism: Mus musculus (house mouse)
Lineage: Eukaryota; Metazoa; Chordata; Mammalia; Rodentia; Muridae
Gene: Lims1
Product: LIM and senescent cell antigen-like domains 1
Exons: 10
Coding region: 2931-3716 (261 amino acids)
Biological process (GO): negative regulation of hepatocyte proliferation; cell-cell junction organization; negative regulation of neural precursor cell proliferation
Cellular component (GO): focal adhesion; plasma membrane
Source: RefSeq, a predicted model, not a curated record